Molecule: messenger RNA, 4985 nt
Organism: Pomacea canaliculata
Lineage: Eukaryota; Metazoa; Mollusca; Gastropoda; Architaenioglossa; Ampullariidae
Exons: 6
Coding region: 292-690 (132 amino acids)
Source: RefSeq, a predicted model, not a curated record
ACAGCAAAGAGCCCGUGGAGGAAGAGAGAGAGAGAGAAAGAAAGACGGAGAUGUCCGGGAGAUGAACUAAAGCAGACGACAGGCUUUAAAGGUGCUAACACCAGGAGACCGUUUGAGGGCCUAGCUUUGUGACCGGCUGACUGGCAGGACUUGUCUUAAUUAACUGCCUCUUACUGCCACCCGCACUUUACUUUGGUGACAGCGGCGAGCUAACUACAAACCUCGGGUGCAGCUUUUCUUGUUCCCACGACUGUGCAGCUGUGUAACUGGAAAAAGGACUUCACAGACAAGAUGGUGCGACCAAGCUUGGUGCCUUCUGCUGCCGUCAUGGUGUCUUUACUCCUCCUUACCUACACAGGAGUCUCACUAGCCAGGACACUGGGAUUUGACAAUGAGAACUUCGACAAUUCCUUCAACAAAAGAAACUCAUGGUGGAGUAAAAAGUCAGUGGACACAUCGUCAGACCUCACACCUGUUUUACCAGAUGCCAGUAUAGAGGCAGGAGACAUGGACGAAAAUCCAGAUGCUUACACAAAACUUUAUGGCUGCUACGUGGCUACGUGCGUCCCAGAGUUCAUCGCGUGCGCCCGAAGGUCACGCACGACGUCCACCUUCGAGAUGUGCAAACUGGAGCACCGCACAUGCGCCAUGCGCUGCUGGGAGCUGGCCAAUGACGACGCGGCCAAGUAAAGGGCGUUCACUCGCAACCACAACGGCCCUUGCUAAUCAACAUGGCGGCCUGGGCAGCACCAGAGACGCGGCGAUGUCGGUCUGAGGGACGACACUUCCUGUCGGACACGUUGUGGAGGCUGAAGACACGACGACUGCAGCUGAGUGAUUCCCACAUUCACGACCAGACGAAGAAAAAGACAAUUUUUGUGUUGACUAUUUUCUGUGUUAUCCAGGGCAUGACUGUUGUUCCUUUUCAAAAACUUUGGUAGACAGCAAUCACUUUUGAAUCUUGAAAUUUUCUGCUAAACACUUCUUAAGAUUUAUUUUAAUUUGCUUAUUAGGACGAAGAUGUUCAUACGGAUAUUGCUGUAACAAGAUGGCCACAAAACGUUUUUAGUUGGUCACAAAGUUUCUUUAUUACAGGCUAGUCCUUAUCUCCCUCGUGUUUUGCAAUAUGCGGCUACAUUAAUUUAUUUAGCAAACUACAAACACGUCUUGAAACUCGCUUUCAUCUAGAUGUUAAGAUAUAUUUUUGAUCGUAACAUUGCACCAAAAUAAACCCCUUUUCCUUGCAUUGCUCCUUGUGGUCGAGUGACAAACGUUGUCAAUGUGUUUCACACACAAACAUUUGACUUGUUAUUGUUGUCGACCUUUGCCCUGUCAUCGUACUGUAGCUGCUGUGGUUACACAGGGAGUUACACAGGGAGUACCGGUGUGACCCCGUGGACCUGGCCUACACUGAGGUGUUGUCUGUCUGUCUGUCACCAUCCCAUCAACCUAGUCCGUGCUCUGACCACAUUGCAAGAUGUUCAGGGUGGCUGAGUUCAGAUUGCGGGGUGUGAAUGGCUGGGUAGGCCUUUCAUUGCGCGCCACGUUUGUCACAUCAUCCGUUUCACUUCAUUCAUUUUGCAUCGUCGUCGUCUUCUUUUCUCCCCAUCAUUUUGUAUUUUUCUUGUCCUCCGUGUGUUUUUUAAUCUUUCCCUGUGGAUUUUCUUUCUUGCUUUCUCUCGUUUGGAUAAGGCAUCGGAGAAUGAAAGCUAGGCGCCAUGCCCUUGAUGUUCGUUCUAAUCAAAAGGCAUUUUCUUUGUACUUUCUUCCAUCUCCUACUUUCUGUCUGGCUGUCUGGCUUUGCUAUUCUUUGUACGUCGUUCGCUCUAUACUGAGCAUGCGCAAAAGAUGGUAAAGGCCAUACUCAGUAGGUCGUGUAAACUGUUCAGGUGUUCAGCCAGCGACAGAAGGUGAGUGGACUAACAGGGUAGCACCUGCAGUGUUUACCUGACAUACUGAGUGUGGCCUUAGUGAGUUGUACUCAGUCUGGUCCAAGUCUUUGUCUUUCCUCUUCUUUCUUCGUGCCUUCUUCAUCAGCACAUCUACCCUAAACUGUCUCUUGUCUUUAUAUUUUCCUCCUUCCUCCUCUUCACGUGCUACAUUCCCUCUCCCUUCUGUUAUAUUCCACUUCUCUCCUGUUUUCUGUUAUAUUUCAGUCUCUCGACUGUUCACUGAUCUUUAUCUUCUAUUAAAUGUUUGCUUGGAAACGCUGCACCCGCUACACGAGAGGCUCAGUAGGAGGAUAGGCUCAGUGGAGACAUACUGACCGCAAAGUAUUCCUAGCUAAACAUCAGUCUUAACUAUUAUGGUGUGCGUGUCACUUUGUUCAGGGAAAGUCCUUAGAAAAGUUCUACAUUACUCUGUUCAUUACGAAGAUGAUGACCUCUGACCUAUGUCAAGAACGAGGACACAGAGAGAGGACCAGCGAGUAAGACAUAAAAAUACCGGAGGUAGACGUGCUGGACGGCGUGGAUGAUGGCUGCCCUGCUCUUGAUCCUUGCUGAGACACUGGAGUGUUUCCCAAUAUGAUUCUCACCUGCUCGUGGGCACAAUUAUCUGACUGACACGUGACAAGAGUCGCAUCUUGCUGCGGGCACUGUUAGCAUGUUAGCAUGAGCCUCUUGUUGCUGCAAACUCUCGUAACUAGUCUCGUUAUGCAAAGUAGCCCUGCCUUUCAAACCGGGGCUUCGUCCACUUUUGCUGGCAUGAGUCUGGCAGCGACUUUUGUCUGUGAGACGGACUUCUUCUACGCAUGCGCGAAACAACCAAACGAGGCUGCCAGCGGAACAGCCCUUGGCUUCCGUUGUUUUGUCAUUCUGUGUAAAAUAAAAGCUCACAUUAAACUCAGACCCUAACCCUAAACACAAGCUCUCCACAUCCACAGAAGAAAAUAAACGAUCCAUCAAAAACACAAAAAAGACUUUACAAUGUUCGGAAUGGAAAUUACUAGCUUACCCACUACACUACAACAGCGCCGGGAAAAAUUUACCAGAAAAGCAAUUGAAAUACUGAAAUACUGAAUUGUCGUUGGAGACCAUACAAGAGUUUAAAACAGACGGUGUGGGCAUCCGUUGUAGAAGACAGUAAGAAAAAAAAAAAAAAACACCUUCGGCCCCUCUAAAUAUCUUUCGCUCUUUCCCUCUCUCUCUCGCUGUCUCUCAAACACACACACUUUCUUGUCUGCAGUUUCCUCUUCGUUCUUGCAGACCGCCCUCAAGCCCCAGAUCCUAUUCCCUUCCACGGUGCUUCAGCAGUUCCGUCUUCAAAACACGCUCAUAGACACACGGACUCAUCAACAAAAGCAGGACUCCGCCCUCCUCUCCACUCUCGUCACUCUUUGGUCUGUAGCCUACGUCACGUCCUCUGUAUUGUCGCUCCUGUGUCGGUCUCUUCUCUACUGUGACGUUCCUCCUGUCAUCAGUACCACCGUUCCUGUUCCUCGCUCUGUGACAUCACAUCGUAUUACAAACGUCCCCGUCACCCGAUCUCUCGUCUCCUCGGUGACGUUCGUCACGUUACAUGCCCUGUCCACGUCACACCGCCUCUUGUCUUUCUUGUUUAGCACACAUUCUUGAAGUUCCUAUUAGUAUUAGACUAAUCUUUCUUGUAUUCAUUGUAUGAUGUCGUAGCAUUGCUUUGUAGCCUUGUAACCUCGCUCUGUCUGUCAACUGACCAACAUUGUCCUUUGGUUAGUCACGCUUCAUUUGCUUCUCGAAGGUUUAUGUAUCUCAGGUACACAAUGUUUAGAAGGUAAACUCCGUGUUAAUUAAUUAAACAGACCCUGAGAUGUACGGACUUUCGUCUGUUUCCAAUGUCAAUGAUAUUUCUGAUGUUGAGAAGUACAUGGCACUCAUCAUGCUAGUCUAUCAUCAGUGCUAUUGUAGGUAGUAAUAUUGUUAUAUUAGCAAGUAUAUAUAUACACACACCUUCCCAUUUUCUUUCUGAUUCUUAGUCUUAAUGUUCGUCUCUAUUGUGUACUGUUAAUCGUAGUUGUGUAUAGAUUAGUUGUCACCGUUUACUAUCGUCGUUUACAAUUCUGUGACAAUACUUUGUUCGGUGACUAAGGUUUUCAUUGAACAUUUGUCGUGUAAUGUUUGACAUGAUGUAAACCGACAUUUGUUUUAACACAUUUCACAUCUGUGUUCCAAACAUGUGUCAGCAUCCACAGCUGUGUUGUUAAUAGUAAUAAUAAUAAUACCUGUAUAGCACAGAAUACCUGAGGGUGGCUAGGCUCUCCCCACUUUACAUUACCAGGCUAAUUAAUACGCAGUCUGUAGCAAGCAAUAUCCGGUUACCAGGCUAAUUAAUAAGGUAGUAAUCAAUCUGUAGAAAGCCAAUAUCCUAUUACCAGACUAAUUAACAAGGUAGUUAGCAGUCUGUAGUAAACAAUAUUAGUAUUACCAGGCUGAUGAGGGCAAAGAGCAAUACCUUAAAAAUCCAGCUUUCUGCCUCAAAGCUUACCCACGUGACUUCUAACAGUAAUGAGCCACAGCAAUGGAACGACAACGGUACCCGUGUUUCUACCCGUUUCACGUGUGCCCACCAUCAGCAGGUUUUUUGUCUUCGGUUGAAUCUCCACUUAAACUUCUGGAUUACAAGCCGCCAGCUUUUGCUCUCAUUUCACAUUUCUGAAAGUUUAGGAAAGAGGCUUUUUGUUGAUUUGAAUGUUUUUAUGCAUGGUUGUGCGUCAGCAAAUUAAGGUUAAUCGUGAUGUAGGUUUCCUUAACCUUUGACCUUUACGGAGGUAAGACACACGCCCACCCUCUCCCCCAAAGCAAGAGCAGGUGAUGUUUUGCUAAGACAGAAAAGUAAGGAUUAUUGCAGGAGGACGUUGUGCUUUGUCGCUAUCGUACCUGGCAGGUGAAGUCUGACGACUAAUGUCUCUGUGUCACGCUCCGUUGCGCCCUGACGUUGCUAUGUCCACGCUCCGGUACUUGCUUAUGGCGGUGGAUGAACACGACAGUAAUAAAAUACGAUAACUGAGA